Messenger RNA from Centruroides sculpturatus (bark scorpion), 3516 nucleotides. RefSeq names its product serine-rich adhesin for platelets-like. The transcript has 5 exons. The record is from RefSeq and is a predicted model, not a curated record. Lineage: Eukaryota; Metazoa; Arthropoda; Arachnida; Scorpiones; Buthidae. The annotation marks the transcript as partial.
GUUCUUUAAUUUUAUUGUUUUUUUUCACAGGUCCCUUUUGUGAAAAACAGGUCUUUCAGAUACCAUAUAAACCCUUAAGUAAACGAAUGUUGGAGGAACCGUUUUGGCUCGGUCUUAUAACCGUUUCUGUGGUUUUACUGGUUAUUUUAUGCAUUUAUUGUAUCAAGAGGAAAUUUGCGGAUAAAAUUGAGAAGUUUUUAGCUGAGGAAAUUGAACGGAGUAAGAACCUUCUUACCUGUUGGUGCAAUUUCUUAUCAUGGAUGACGGCCUGCACUUCAUUCACUUCAUUUCUUGUGUUUUUUUCAACAAUGCUUCUUUCAAAUUUGAUCUUUUAUAAUUCAUCUCCUCCCACCACCAGAUACAGUCUCAGCUCUAACCAACCAUGCUCAACGCCAGCUAAUCUCAGUCCACAAACUUGUCCAAAAUCUAUUUUAAAUAGAAUACGAAAACAUAGUAUUCGUAGUACAAGAGGUGGUAGCAAUAGUCCAACAGAUCGGGAUAUGGGUUGCACUUUUAGUUUCGAUGAAAUUCUGAAAAGAACGGCGCAACAGACCAAAAAACCGAUUAAUACAAAUACUUCCACGCCAUCGAAUGAUAGUGAUAAGAAGAGCGAUGAAAAAUCGAGGAUUUUAGCAUCAUUAGUUACGUCUUCUCCAAGCCAGAGAAGAUUAAGUCUUGAUGAAUUUUUCCGUUUGAGUGAAAGAAAAAUACAAAUGUCUAAUCGUAAAGUCUUUUCUCAAGACGGGGGGAGUCCUACAGAAGGCAACACUGCAGAAACUACUUUUAUAGGAUGCUUAUCACCUCGAAUAUCUCAUUAUUCAGCACCAUCGUUUUCAGAUUUCCGUUCGGUCAAAGAACAUUCUUUUGAACAGAAUUCAUCCUCGGAUAGUCUGAGCGGAGAGGCGAAAACAAGUGAAGUGCAAGUUGAGGUAUCUCCACAAGCAUCGGAUUCUAAAGAAGCAGACGAUCAAACAAGUAAAACUAAUUCGCCUAUUGUUCAACAAGUUCCGGAAAUUUCGAUAACGUCGGAAGACCCCGAUUGCCUCGAGACUGUUAAUGCAGAAAACAACUGUGAAAACCCUGCCGAUCUCAACGAAGAUACGAAUAAUUGUAAUAAUUCAACGAGUUCCGCUUUAUCUCAUAAAAGUGUUUUUUUAGAAGUGCCAUCUGCUGAAAAUCAAGGGAUUCCUAUUAAACAGACAACAACAACACAAACGACUUUGACAAAAUCCCCUUGCGUAGUAUCACCUAAAGUUCGAAAAUCGGAUAUUCCAAGAAAAUAUUCAGUAGAUUUACCUACUCCAAAAAUACUCAUCACUGCUAAUAUGAGUUCCUGUGAUUCUGAUGAAACAAGUCCUCCAAGAACACCGAAUCCUAUUAAGCCAAUGGCUUACCUUAGUCCUUUAGCUGUGAUUUGUUCUUCAGCUGAUAGAACUAUAUCUGAAUCUAAUCUUAGCACAUCGGGUUAUUCUUCUCUUUCCAGUCCCGGACUUUCUCGUUGUAAUUCGAGCAGUCCUCUUUCUGAUGAAUUGGAUAUCCAGCAGAAUUUGGGAACUAAAUCUCGUGAAAAUACUUCUCCACAGAAAGCUGGAAGCCAUUUAUUAUCUCCUUCCUACCUCACUGUUAAAUCAGAUAAAGCAUUCCAGUUUCCUCCAACUCAUGUUUAUCCAUGUCUGGAGAUUUUCCAACAGCCAGGAUAUAUGAAGAGAAGAGGAUCAAUGAGUGGAAGUUGGUAUUCAUCAAAGGAUGCACAUGGUCAGAUAAAAACAAGAUUUAGAAGUCCAUAUCAUCAGCCAAUAAGCAGACAAAAUUCUGUAGAAGACGAAGGAAUCGGAAUGGAAUCUUGUGAUCAAGGAACUUCGGACAAUGAAACGAAAUGUGUUAAAACGGACAAUUUUUCAGAUGAAGAAAGUGACAACAAAAUAAAUGAAAAAAGCGAAGAUAAUCGAAAAACAACAGCGGAACCAUCAGAAGUGCCAUCGAGUGGAGAAAAAAUUAUAUCAGAUUUAAAAUAUCCUGUUAAUAACUCCGCAAGACGACAAUCAUUUUCUGAUAGCGAUGAAACAAACAAUCAUGAAAAUCCAAAAGCAAAAGUUCAGAGCCGAAAAAAAUCUCCUUCAAAACAACAAAAUAAUUCUCUGAAUCCUCCGUCUCAGUCUGAUGCUUCAAAAGACCAAAAAGAUAAAGAAAGAGAUCCAACUCUUGCAGAAACUUUAAUUCAAGUAUUUGCAGAUAAUCCAAAUAAGCAGAAAACAACAAAAACUCUGAAACAAAACUCUUGUCCUGCUUUUCCUCUAUCAACAAAAAGAUGGAUACCACUGCCAACACAGAGAAGUUACCCUAUUACCUAUAGAAAAACAGAACGACUUCAGUCAGUAGAUUCAAGUGGCAGUUCCGCACCAAGUGACACAGAAGAUCUUUUUGGUGUAGCUUCCGACGACCAUCAUCCAGUGCUCAGACGUCAGGGUGCCUUAAGUGAAGACGACGGUGAUAGUGAAGAGUCAAGCGGAGAUACCACGGUCCUGCUCCGAAAAACACCCAACGUAUCCCUAAUGAAGAAUGUUUCCAAGUUAUCUGACGAUUCCACUUCAUCUCCUCGCAUCACUGUAUCAUUAUCUGACUCGUCUAGUACACCUUCUCUACCAGAAAUGUUGGAUUCAACAUCUCUCACCGAACAUCUGGUCACCGAAGAAAUCCCAAAGAAUCUUCAUUGAUGUCAACUGUUUUGAACUGUCUUCGUUUAUUUUAUUUUAAAAUUGAAUUUUUUUUUUACAAAAAUUAUCAGACAAUCAAAUAUUUAAUUUCGAAAUAUUUCGCGAUAAAUAUUUCUCUAUCUUUGACUCUUUCUCUUUCUCUCGCUAUCGCUCUAUUUGCACUCCUGAAUAUAAGAAAUUUUGCACGUCGAAACACCUCUAUGUGCCUGACUAAAGCACCUCAUAAAAAGACUUAACACUAUAUAUAUAUAUAUCUUUAUUAUAUUUUAAAUUUUUCAAAAUUGUUAUUUAUAAUUUUUUACUCGAAGUUUUUAUUUUGCUCGCUCCAUAACAUUCAAAUUAAUCAUUCUAUGCAGCUUGAAAUAUGGCUAAAUAUUUUCUUCAUUAUUAUUAAAUUUCUAUCGAAGCUUGUCAUUUAAUUUUAUCUUAAAAAAAAAGAAAGAAAGAAUAACUCUUUCACUGCCUGUGAUUCCUUAAAAAUAAUCUUGGAAAAUUAUAUUCAUACCAAAACACUUCUGAUGGAAUGGUCGAUUGAAUGCAUUACUACUCAUAUAUUAACAUCGUAAAUAUAAUAAAUACGGAAUAAUAAUAUAAUGUUCCAUUUGAUAACUAUGCAUUACUUUACUUACUUAUUAUGGUACUUUUAAUCUUAUUAUAAAAAUGCUACAGUUUUCAAUUAUGCAAAAACAAAAUGUCAUUGAUGCAAGUUAAGGAAAAAAAACGACCAAAUGAGAAAAUUACUGAUAUAUUUAAAUGUCUUUCAAAAUGUACAGUUACAAUUAAAAUACAUGUUUACGAUUAU